AUGGAUGGUCUUGCACUGAGCGAUGCGCCAUGGGAUAGGCUAGUAUGUACCGACGUCUCGAAUCCACUUUUUUUUUCUUUUUUUUGGAUUCCAUUUGAAAGCUAACACUCCGUGUUCUAGGAUCAUGCGUUAGCCACCAGCGCCCUUUCCAAAAUCUCAACGGCUUUAGAAUGCUCGAUAUGUUCCGAUAUAAUGAUUAUCCCAGUGACGAGUGAAUGCGGCCAUACAUACUGCUAUGGAUGCAUAAACCAGUGGUUCAAGAACAAGGUCAACUGCCCCACAUGCCGGCAUCGAGUCGAGAUGAAGCCCGCAUUGAACUUGAAACUCAAUGAAAUAUGCAAGACGAUAAUUGAUCUAUCUGUGGAGAACACGACUGACCCCGCGAACCUGCUAGCGGCUCGAACAGCGGAGUAUAUCCUGGAAUAUACCAAGCACGCGCAAACAAAGAAACUAUACGGGGGGAUAUUUGAAAACACGACGCUGACGUUGAUUGACACGUCGGACGGCGUUCCCAGGUGCGGCCAUUGCCAUUGGGAAGCUCACGGGUCGGUGUGCUUGCAUUGUGGACGAAGGUUCCGAAUACCGCAGGAUAGUGACGGCGAAGGCGAAGACGAGGAUGAAUAUUAUGAAGAUGUUCGCACGAGCCGUGGUGUCGAGGCUUCGCUGGAUGCAUAUGACUCCGAUGAUAGCUUUAUUGAUACUCGCACCGCUGAGGAAAUCUUGCGCGAAUCCGAUCGUCGUCACCGCACCAGCGGCCGGGGCCGAGGCCGAGGAAGUGGUAGUGGUAGUGGUAGCGGUAGCGGUACUGGUAACAAUAGGAAUGCUGGCGGUGGCGGAGUUGGUGACAGCUCGUUUGAAGUUGAUGUCGAUCUGGGCGACGAUGAAGAGAUGGCGAGGAUCGACGUUCUUUCAUCCGACGAGGACGCUGCGCGAGCUAGAUUCUCCCCUGCUGAAGACUGGAGUGGCUUUGAAAGUGCAUCUUCUAGCAACAGUCACUUGGUUAGAGACUACGUGCGACUGCACGCGGUCCGAUUAAGCGAAGAUGAAGACGACGAUGAACAAGACGAGGGCAAUCCACGACAACCCGCGCGUGACACUGGACUUAUCGCGAGACUACGCAUGAGAAUGAGCUCGGAUAAUGAGGACGACUUGGAUGAGGUGGAUGAGGUGGACGAUGAAGAUGACGACGAUGCAGAUGAUGAUGACGACGACGAAGAUGCAGAUGGUGAUGGCGAUGACGACGAGGAUGACGUGAGUAUCCACUUGCCCGCAUACGACGACCAAUCAGCUGGUUACGAUUCCGAAUCAUUGAGCGACGCACUAGCUGAGUUCCAUGACGGUAGAAAUGUCGAUUUACAAGAGGCGAGCCACGACGAAACUUAUGAUGACAGUGAAGGGGAAAUGCACUACUAUGAUAGCGAUUGGGGUCCUAGACGAGCUAGAAGUGACUCUGCAAGCUUUGUUGCUCCGGAGUACCAUCCUCGUGGCAAUCAUGGCGGUGCUAGUGACUACGAAGAAGGUCUUGAUGAACAAUCUUUCUAUGAGUCGGAGAAUGAAGCUUGGUGA
This is a messenger RNA of Lodderomyces beijingensis, 1566 nucleotides long. The record is from the annotation of a GenBank genome assembly. NCBI's taxonomy places the organism in Eukaryota, Fungi, Ascomycota, Pichiomycetes, Serinales, Debaryomycetaceae.